Molecule: messenger RNA, 6177 nt
Organism: Nycticebus coucang (slow loris)
Lineage: Eukaryota; Metazoa; Chordata; Mammalia; Primates; Lorisidae
Gene: GON7
Product: GON7 subunit of KEOPS complex
Exons: 2
Coding region: 56-358 (100 amino acids)
Cellular component (GO): EKC/KEOPS complex
Source: RefSeq, a predicted model, not a curated record
UUCCGCUUCCGGGUGGCGCUUCCUUCAGGCGCUCUCGUGAAGCUGAGCGGCAGCCAUGGAGUUGUUGGGAGAGUACGUUGGGCAGGACGGGCGGCAGCAGCGGCUGAAGGUAUCCUGUGAGGCGCCGGGUGACGUCGAUCCUUUCCGGGGACUGUUGUCGGGCGUGGCCCAGAUGAGGGAGCUGGUAACCGAACUUUUCGCCCCUCUGGUACAGCAGGAAUCGCGGCACCAGCGGGCUACGGCUCCGGACCAACUCCUGGAGGGUGAUGAUGAAGAUGAUACAGAAGAUGAAAAUAACAUUGAUAACAGACCUAACUCAGAUGGACCAUCUGCAAAACGGCCAAAACCACCAUCUUAACAAUAGCCUUAUAAAAUGUUAAAGACUGUUACUACGUGAUAAUCAUCACACACUACCGUUUAAGGACAACUUGUGUUCUAAUUUGGGACAGCUUUGUCAAAGAGAAAACUGUUUCUAGCAAAAAGGUAAUGUUUAGAAAUGAAAUUUGUUUUCUUGAAUGAGAAAUAAAUUCUAGGCCAUGGAAAUAAAAUAGAAUUCUUCUUAAUGUGUAAGAUCCUCUAAGUUGGCAAUUGAAUUUUUAUCAUUUAUCAUUUUAUAAUUUUCAUUAUCAUUUUAAAAUAACUAUUGAAUUAAAUUAUGUAGUGCCUAUAUCUUUUAACUUUUCUUAUAAAGGGUACAUUUAUAGGCAGUAACAUUUGAAAGAACUGACAUGAACAAGGUGAAAUUUGGGUAUUAAAUGUAAAAAUGUCAGUUCUUCGUAAGUAGAAGGAAAAUAAGAGGUUAAUACUGAAAAGAGGGUGGCACCUGUGGCUCAAUGUGUAGGGCACCGGCCCCAUAUACCAAGGGUGGUGGGUUCAAGCCUGGCCCAGGCCACCCAAACAACAAUGACAAUUGCAACAAAAAAGUAGCCGGCCAUUCUGGUGGGUGCCUGUAGUCCCAGCUACUUGGGAGGCCGAGGCAAGAGAAUCACUUAAGCCCAAGAGUUGGAGGUUGCUGUGAGCUGUGAUGUCGUGGCACUCUACCCAGGCCAAUAAGGCUCUGUUUCAAAAAAAUUAAAACACUGUCAUAUAGUUGUCAUAAAUUGUCAUUCAGGGCAAAAAAAUUCAGACUAAAUACAAAACACUGGUGCCUGUAGCUCAGUGGGUAGGGUGCUGGCCCCAUAUACCGAGGGUGGUGGGUUCAAACCCAACCCUGGCCAAACUGCAAAAUAAAAAAAUCACUAGGCAUUGUGGCAGGCGCCUGUAGUCCCAGCUACUUGGGAGGCUGAGGCAAGAGAACUGCUUAAGCCCAAGAGUUUUGAGGUUGCUGUGAGCUGUGAUGCCAUAGCACUCUACCAAGAGCGACAUAAUAAGACCAUAUCAAAAAAAAAUCAAGCAUGGCGGCGCCUGUGGCUCAGUGAGUAGGGCGCUGGCCCCAUAUGCCGAGGCUGGCGGGUUCAAACCCAGCCCCGGCCAAACUGCAACAAAAAAAUAGUGGGGCGUUGUGGUGGGCGCCUGUAGUCCCAGCUGCUUGGGAGGCUGAGGCAAGAGAAUCACAUGAGCCCAAGAGUUAGAGGUUGCUGUGAGCCGUAUGACGUCAUGGCAGUCUACCCGAGGUGAGUACAGCGAGACUCUGUCUCUACAAAAAAAAAAAAAAAUCAAGCAUGGCCCAGGCUGCACUCACUUGUAGCUCACACCUAUAAUCCUAGCAUUCUGGAAGGCUGAGUUGGAAGAUGGGGGGAAGAGGACCUCAGGAGUUUUAGACCAGCCUGAGUGAAAACAAGACCCCAUUCUUUACUAGACUUUAAAUACAAAAUGUGGGCAGUCCCUGUGGCUCAGUGGGUAGGGUGCUGGCCCCAUAUACCGAGGGUGGCAGGUUUGAACCCACUUAUAUUUAAAGUCUGAAUAGAAAAAGAUUAGCUGGGCUUUGUGGCAGGUGCCUAUAGGUACCUAUGGUCUAAAAUUCUACUGGCACUAGAAGUAACUUCUAGAAACAGUAGUUUAAAUGAGUGUUUUUGGGUCCAAGGUAUUGAACACCAUCUGGAGUUGUAUACUAUAGCUCUAGGAGCUGUGACACUUGGUGCAUCAUAGGUGGUUUGGGAAUCAAUUAUCUUCGUGAUUAUAACUUGAGAAUUUCUCAAGGGCUCCCACCACCACUUUUAACCUUGUCUGAGAAUGUGUAUGUUUUUCUCUGCAUCAAAAAGUAAAAUUCCAAGACAACAAAACAAGUAAUCACAAGAAGUGUUGGAAAAUAGGCUCAUUUUUUUUUUUUUAGACAGUCUCAUUAUGUCGCCCUCGGUAGAGUGCUGUGGCGUCACAGCUCACAGCAAUCUCCAACUCUUGGGCUUAAGCAAUUCUCCUGCCUCAGCCUCCCAAGUAGCUGGGACUAUAGGUGCCCACCACAACACCUGGCUAUUUUUUGUUGCAGUUGUCAUUGUUUAGCUGGCCAAAGCUAGGCUCAAACCUGCCAGCCUCAGUGUAUGUGGCCAGCGCCGUAAUGGGUGCCGGGCUGAAAAUAGGCUCAUUUCAAAUCUUGGCCUUAAAGAGACUGUGUCAAUACAUGAUGAAAUAUGAAAGAACUUAACUAAAGUAGAACAUGUGACAGAUUGUGCUGUGUACUUAAUAGUAAAUGUUAACUUUUAACCUUUACUUUGUCCACAGAGUGAACUAAAUUGGUUUUGCAGUCUAGCGAGAGAAGUGUCCAGGGGCAAUAAGAAUUACUCAUUCAAUAAAAAAUUAUUGCCCUUGUUCUAGACAUGAUGCCUAUAGCAAUGAACAGAUAAAAUCUCUGCCCUCAACAGAGUUUAGAUUCUGACAAAAUAUAUAUCAUCAUGUGAUGAUAAGUGCUGUGGAGAAAAUAGAGGAUGCUUCAUUUUAAAUAGGGUGGUCAGGGCAGCCUCACUAAGGUGACAUUUGAGCAAAGGUUUGAAGGUUAAGGAAUAGGCCAGGGCUAAGCAUCCAGAUAACACACUGAGCUGGAAAAUCACGGUUUUCCAGCACAUUCAAGAAUCAUCAGUGGCUAGAGUGGAGUCAGGGCAGGAUGGAGAGUAGUAGAAAGUGAAGUAAACGAAAAUGGUGGAGCAGGGCCACAUAUUUAGGACUUUGUAUGCUAUGAUAAGGACUGUGCUUUUUCUUCUGAGAAGAUAAGCUAUGGGGAGAUUUUUGAGAGGGUAAUAUUUUUUAUUUAUUUACUUUUCUUUUUUUUUUUUUUUUGAGACAGGCUUGAGUGUUUCCUCAGGCUUGAGUGCCUUGGCCUCACCCCAGCUCAUAGCAAUCUCAAACUCAUAGGUUCAAGCAAUCCUUCUGCCUUAGCCUCUAGAGUAGCUGGGACUACAGGCAUCCACCACAAUGCCUGGCUAAUUUUUCUAUUUUCAGUAGAGACAGGGUCUCACUCUAGCCCAGGUUGGUCUCAAACUCCUAAGCUCAAGAGAUCUUCCUGCCUCUUCCUCCCAGAGUGCUAGGAUUACAGGCAUGAUCCACUACACCCAGCAGGAAUAUUUUCAAAGGAUCCUUCUGGCCACUGGGUUGAUAACAGACUUGUAGGGGACUCAGAAGCAGAUUUUGGUAGAUGGAGAGAUCAGCAGCUUGGUUUAGGGUAAGUUAAAUUUCAGAUGCCUGGUUAAGACAUCUUAGUAAACAUAUCAAGUAGACAGUUGGGUAUACAACUGGAGCUCACGAGAGAGAUCAACAUGUCAUAAAUUUAGGUAUUUGAAGCCAUGAGCCUCGAGUUUGAAUAGGAAAGAAAACUGAGGCAUACCAAUAUUUAGAAGUUGAACAGAUUCUCAAUAAGGAGCCAGCAAAGACAGCCUAAGAAGCUGGUGAGGAAGAAUACAAACGAGGAAAGAAUCUAGAACUGGGCCAUGAAAAUGCAUGGCAGCUACUUGCCGCAUGUGGUAUUUAAAUUAAUUACAAUUUAAAAUUUAGUCUCUGGCUGGUUGCCUAUAGCUCAGUGAUUAGGGCAGUGGCCACAUGUUCCAGGGCUGGCAGGUUUGAACCCGUCCUGGGCCUGCUAAAAAAAAAAAAUAGCCUGGCGUUGUGGCAGGAGCCUAUAGUCCGAGCUACUAGGGAAGCUGAGGCAAGAGAAUCACUUGAGCCUAAGAGUUAGAGGUUGCUGUGAGCUAUGAUGCCAUGAUACUCUACCAUGGGUGACAAAGUAAGACACUGUCUCAAUAAAAAUUAAAAAGUAACAAAAAAAAAUUUAGUCUCAUUUAUAUUGGCCACAUUCCUAGGGCUCCUUUUUAGGCAGCUGGUAGCUACUGAUUUGAACAGCACAGACAUAGAACAUUUCCACCAUGGCUAAAAUUCCAGUGGACAAUGCCAGUCCAGAAGCCAACUGAGGGAAGUAUCUCAACAGGAAAUUCAAAAACUGCUAAUAAGUAAAUUGAGGACUGAGACUUGACUAUUGGAUUUGAUUAUGUAUUAGUGACCAUACCCUCUUGACAAGAGAGCAGUUUUGGCAUUGUGGAAAGCAAAAGUCCUGAUUCAGGACAAACUAGAGGAUUUGAAGUCGGAAGACAGAGAACUCUAUUUAAAGAUUUGCGAUUAGAACAGCUGCAGUUAAUUUACUGUAAAAUAUUUGCUGAAGCUAUUUCAAAGAUAAGCACAAAUCUCAUGACUAACAGUGGAAUUUUUAGUAAAUGGUACAUAAAAACCCCAUGGACCAAGGCCAGGCGCAGUGGCUCUCUCCUGUAAUCCCAGCCUUUGGGAGGCCAAGGCAGAUGGAUUGCCUGAGCUCAUGAGUUCAAGAUCAACCUGAUAAGCCGGGCAUUGUGGCGGGUGCCUAUAGUCCCAGCUACUUGGGAGGCUGAGGCAAGAGGAUCACUUGAACUCAAGAGUUUGAGGUUGGUGUGAGCCAAGACGCCACAGCACUCUAACAAGGGCGACCAAGUGAGACCCCAUCUCCAAAAAAAAAAAGAAAAACCCAUGGACCAGUGAUUCUCAACCCUAAGAGAAUCAUUUUGAAGAAUUUUUUGGGGGGUGGGGGGACAGAGUCUCACUAUGUUACCCUUGGUAGAGUGCUGUGCCAUCACAGCUCACAGCAACCUCAAACUCUUAAGCGACUCUCUUGCCUCGGCCUCCCAAGUAGCUAGGACUACAGGCACCUGCCACAACACCCAGCUAUUUUUUGUUUUUUUUUGUACUUGUCAUUGUUUGGCAGGCCCAGGCCAGGUUGUAACCCACCAGCCUUGGUGUAUGUGGCCGGCACCCUAACCACUAAGUUACGGGCACCAAGCCCAUUUUGAAGAAUUUUUAAAACUCGAUUGCCUGGGGCCCACUCCAGAGACUGAUAUAACUGGUUGGAAAGGGAUGCUGGCAUUGUUGUGUUGUUUUGUUAGCAUUGUUUGUGUGUGAGAAAUUUUGCUUUGUUCCUUGUACAGCCAAAGUUCAAGACCCACUCACGACCUUAGACCAAAAUAUAAAUCCUAAUACAUAAUGUUUCCCAACUAUAGUCCAAAAUGAUAAGCAACUUUGUAUGCUGGAGAAUUUAUAAAGUGAUGGCAUGUAUUUGAUGCACAGAUGAGUCAUGUGGUAUUGUGGUUAGCUUUUUUGACAGUGCUUUGGAGAUUGAAAUGUUAUAUCCAUAAAGUAAAUCAACACUAGAUAAUCUUGAAAAAGACUAAUACCACCUAUGGUGAACAAACAUACUGCUUUGAUUAUUUUAUGGGUGUUGUUACUCAUAGGAACACUUUAUCUGAUGACACUUUAUCUGAUGACACUUCUCUCCCCAAAAAGUAUUUGCGAAUUGCAAAAGUUUUGAAAUAAAAUUAAAUGAUAAACUUUAAGGCAGUGUUUUUCAACCUUUUUUUAAUCUCACAGCACCCUUGAACCUAUAGUUAAAACUUCCACAGCACACUUAAAUUAUGCUGACCCUCCCCCCUCCCCCCAAAAAAAAGAGUGAAAAAAAAAAAAAAGAACAUCCUGGCUUGGCGCCUGUAGCUCAGCAGCGAGAACACCAGCCACAUACAUUGGAGCUGGCAGGUUCAAAUCCAGCCCUGGCCUGCCAACCAACAAUGACAACAACAAAAACUAGCCAGGCUUUGUGGCAGGCGCCUGUGGUUCCUGCUACCUGGAGGGCUGAGACAAGAGAAAUCACUUAAGCCCAAGAGUUUGAGGUUGCUGUGAGCUGUGACCCCAUGGCAGGGGGCAACAUAGUGAGACUCUGUCUCAAAAAAAAAAGAA